UAAGUUGGAUUGUAAUAAUCCUUCAGUUCCGUGAAGGACGGGUCUCCUGUCUAACCACAGCUGUCCCGAAAUCAAGCCAUGACAAAAAACCAUUAUUCAUUUAGGGGUUUCCGCGAAGAACAGCAAAAUGCUCGCUAAAAAUUCUAUUUAUUCAUCACCCAAACCCCACAAUAAUCGUACUCCAAGUCUUGGGAUUCCUUUAUACGGAUCGCAAAAGCUCCGCGGCAGAGCAGAGAGCCUCAUCAAUUUCUGUGAGCAAAACCCUUUUCCAAGACACCAAAAUGAAGAAAAUGGUGUUAAAAGUGACAAUUGAGGACGAGAAAAGAAAGAGAAAGGCCCUCAAAGUGGUUGCAGAGGUUGAAGGGGUGGAUUCUGUGGCUGUGGAGAUGAAGGAUAACAAGAUCACUGUAAUUGGGGAAGCAGAUCCAGUGUCUGUCGCCGGAAGACUCAGGAAAUUCGGAUUUGGCAACGCAGAGCUGCUCAGCGUGGGUCCCGCCAAGGAGGAGAAAAAAGAAGAGAAGAAGGAUGAGAAGAAAGAUGAGAAAAAACCAGAAACCCCAAAAGUUGUUUAUGUCUACCCGCCUUAUAAUAAUGGUUACAGUUAUGUCAGUGCCGAGAAUCCGAAUGCCUGUACCAUCUCAUAAAUUCUGAGCUUUAUUUUUUAGCUCUGUUUUCCAAGGACGGAUUCCCCCGACUUCUUGUUAGAGCUUAAGUGCUUACAUAAUCUCUCUGCCAUAUUAGUUUGUACGGUAAAUAACCGUACGAGCUGUCGGAAAAAAAAGUAACUUAAUUAAAAACAGCAGAAAUUUGGCGGAGAAGUGUGCACUGUGAUCUAGUAUUUUGUUCUGUGCCGUAAUCGUACCCAGCUUUUAGUUCCUGAUGUCAUGUUUUACUGAAACUGGGCGAAUUUAAGACUAUUUUCAGUGUCUUUCUCAUC
Molecule: messenger RNA, 937 nt
Organism: Cryptomeria japonica (Japanese cedar)
Lineage: Eukaryota; Viridiplantae; Streptophyta; Pinopsida; Cupressales; Cupressaceae
Product: heavy metal-associated isoprenylated plant protein 39
Exons: 3
Coding region: 282-644 (120 amino acids)
Molecular function (GO): metal ion binding
Source: RefSeq, a predicted model, not a curated record